AUGACACCCUCCCCUGACCUGCCCAGGGGCAAGAUCCACCCCAACUUCUGCCCUGCCUGCCUGCCCCAGGGGGACCCUAACAUCCAGGCCACCCCUAUCAUGGUGCUACAGGCCCUGCCCUGGGGCUCAGACACUCCUCGCCAGGAAGCCCUACAAGGAACUCAGGCUGGGAGUCAGGUGAAGGAGGAGUAGGGCCAUGCCCAAGCCGCCCCCAAGAGCCCCCUGAGCCUGCGGCCCUGUCACACGACCUACUCGGGUGCCCCCAAGAGCCCCCUGAGCCUGCGGCCCUGUCACACGACCUACUCGGGUGCCCCCAGGAGCCCAGAGGCCAACGCCCACCAUGGUGGUUUGGCUGUAGCAAUCACAAAGGCAGGAGAUGGUAGACUGAGUGUGUCCUUGCCGCCACUGGUGGCCACCCAUGCAACGAUGCCAGCAGAGAUACUGCAGCCAGACGUAUCGCUGCCUGUUGAAGUUGAGGGCAGCAAGGAGCGUUUCCACUGGCAGAGCCACAACGUGAAGCAGAGUGGCGUGGACGACAUGGUGCUCCUGCCUCAGAUCACCGAGGACGCCAUCGUGGGCAACCUCCGCAAGCGCUUCAUGGACGACUACAUCUUUACCUACAUCGGCCCGGUGCUCAUCUCUGUAAACCCCUUCAAGCAGAUGCCCUACUUCACGGACCGCGAGAUCGACCUCUACCAGGGCGCGGCCCAGUACGAGAAUCCCCCGCACAUCUACGCCCUCACAGACAACAUGUACCGAAACAUGCUGAUCGAUUGUGAGAACCAGUGUGUCAUCAUCAGUGGAGAGAGUGGAGCUGGGAAGACAGUAGCAGCCAAAUACAUCAUGGGCUACAUCUCCAAGGUAUCUGGUGGAGGAGAAAAGGUCCAGCACGUCAAGGACAUCAUCCUGCAGUCAAACCCGCUCCUCGAGGCCUUUGGCAAUGCCAAGACUGUCCGCAACAACAAUUCCAGCCGCUUUGGCAAGUACUUUGAGAUCCAAUUCAGCCGCGGUGGGGAGCCAGAUGGGGGCAAGAUCUCCAACUUCCUGCUGGAGAAGUCUCGCGUGGUCAUGCAGAAUGAAAACGAGAGGAAUUUUCACAUCUACUACCAGCUGCUGGAAGGGGCCUCCCAGGAGCAGCGGCAGAACCUGGGGCUCAUGACACCUGACUACUACUACUACCUCAACCAAUCAGACACCUACAAGGUGGACGGCACCGAUGACAGGAGUGACUUCAGUGAGACUCUGAAUGCCAUGCAGGUCAUUGGGAUCCCGCCCAACAUCCAGCAACUGGUCCUGCAGCUUGUGGCAGGGAUCAUGCACCUGGGGAACAUCAGCUUCUGUGAAGAUGGGAAUUAUGCCCGGGUGGAGAGUGUGGACCUCCUGGCCUUUCCCGCUUACCUGCUGGGUAUCGACAGCAGUCGGCUGCAGGAGAAACUGACCAGCCGCAAGAUGGACAGCCGCUGGGGAGGCCGCAGCGAGUCCAUCGACGUGACCCUGAAUGUGGAGCAGGCAGCGUACACCCGCGACGCCCUGGCCAAGGGACUCUACGCCCGCCUCUUUGACUUCCUUGUGGAGGCCAUCAAUCGUGCUAUGCAGAAGCCCCAGGAAGAGUACAGUAUUGGGGUACUUGACAUCUAUGGCUUCGAGAUCUUCCAGAAAAACGGCUUUGAGCAGUUCUGCAUCAACUUCGUCAAUGAGAAGCUGCAGCAAAUCUUUAUCGAACUCACCCUGAAAGCCGAGCAGGAGGAGUACGUACAGGAGGGCAUCCGCUGGACCCCCAUCCAGUACUUCAACAACAAAAUCGUCUGCGAUCUCAUCGAAAACAAGCUGGUCUCCUACGACGUCAGCGGCUUCUGUGAGAGGAACAGAGACGUUCUCUUCUCCGACCUCAUAGAGCUGAUGCAGACCAGUGAGCAGGCCUUCCUCCGGAUGCUCUUUCCCGAGAAGCUGGAUAUCGACAAGAAGGGCCGCCCCAGCACCGCCGGCUCCAAGAUCAAG
This is a messenger RNA of Galeopterus variegatus (Sunda flying lemur), 1998 nucleotides long. Its product is annotated as unconventional myosin-If-like. Gene Ontology annotation, cellular component: vesicle; myosin complex; plasma membrane. Gene Ontology annotation, biological process: vesicle transport along actin filament; actin filament organization. The record is from RefSeq and is a predicted model, not a curated record. Gene Ontology annotation, molecular function: actin filament binding; ATP binding; microfilament motor activity. The transcript has 17 exons. The annotation marks the transcript as partial. Lineage: Eukaryota; Metazoa; Chordata; Mammalia; Dermoptera; Cynocephalidae.